AUGGCUCCUGGUAUCCAAGACUCUUCGAUUCCUCUGCGCCCUGCACCAAGCAGCGGCUCCAGCUAUCCGGCUCCAUUGCAGCUCAGCGGCGCAUUGGACAAGUUCUCGUUCGAAGAGACCACCCCGGCCAUUGGUCGCGAGUUCCACAAUGUCAACAUUGUUGACGACCUGUUGAAUGCCCCAAAUGCGGACGAGCUGGUUCGCGACCUUGCUAUCACCAUCUCGCAACGAGGAGUCGUCUUCUUCCGGGCGCAGACCAACCUCACCGACGAACUCCAAAAGAAACUCGUCCACCGUCUGGGCCAGCUGUCUGGCAAGCCCGUCGACUCAGCCCUCCACAUCCACCCCGUCCUCAACAACACGAGUGAAUUCGGUGUCAACGACGCUCAAGUCAGCACCAUCAGCUCGAUCCAGCGCAAGAAGAUGUUCCGCCACGAGAACCAGCCCAACAAGCGCCGCUAUGACUCGGCGCAAUGGCACUCAGAUAUCCAAUUCGAGGGUGCCCCGGCCGAUUAUACCUCUCUCCGACUCACGCAGCUUCCCAGCUCGGGUGGUGACACGCUCUGGGCAUCGGGCUACGACCUCUACGAUCGGUUCUCGCCUGCUUAUCAGAAAUUCUUCGAGGGACUCACGGCGAAAUAUGUUGGCUCGGGUUUCCUCAAGGCGGCUGAGAUGGAUCCUGUCAAUGUCAAAGUCUACACUGAGCCCCGGGGGAGCCCGUUGAACGUCGGGUCGGAUUUGGCCUCUGUGCAUCCUAUCGUGCGCACCAACCCUGUUACUGGGUGGAAGAGUAUCUAUGCUGUUGGUCCCUUCCCCAAGCAAAUCAACGAGCUCAGCCCAGAUGAGUCCGAUGAGCUUCUGAAGAAAUUCUACAACACCAUUCUCGAGAACCACGAUCUCCAAGCGCGAUUCAAGUGGAGGAACGAGCACGAUAUCGCUAUCUGGGACAAUCGGUCUGCAUUCCACACUGCUACUUUCGACUACGAAGGCCUUGGUGAUCGGUACGGUCACCGUGCAGUUGGUAUUGGCGAGAGGCCUUACCUGGACCCCAACAGCACCUCCAAAGCCGAAGCGUUGGCCGCUGAAGGCAUCUAA
Molecule: messenger RNA, 1095 nt
Organism: Penicillium argentinense
Lineage: Eukaryota; Fungi; Ascomycota; Eurotiomycetes; Eurotiales; Aspergillaceae
Product: TauD/TfdA dioxygenase family protein
Exons: 2
Coding region: 1-1095 (364 amino acids)
Cellular component (GO): cytoplasm
Molecular function (GO): 2-oxoglutarate-dependent dioxygenase activity
Source: RefSeq, a predicted model, not a curated record